AUGGCAUCCAAUGUAACAGCUCAGACAGUGCUAGCAGAGAUAAGUCAGGAUCAUCUUGAAUGUCCAAUUUGCAGUGAACGCUUCAAGCAACCCAAACUACUGGAGUGUUCUCAUUCAUUUUGUCAUAAAUGCCUUCAACAACUCAGAGAGAAGGGUCCAAGCACUACAAGGCUUUCAUGCCCAAAUUGUAGACAAGAAACUCUGCUAAAAGAAAAUGGCAUUGAUGGUCUGAAAGCAGACUUUAAAACACUUUCUUUGAUAGAAGCUUUUGAAAAACAGGAAACCCAACUAAAACAACUUCUCGGGAAAGAAUUUGUUACCAAAUGUAGAAAGCAUACUGACAAAGAUCUUAUUAUGUUUUGUAACAAUUGCAACAAGUUGAUAUGCACAACUUGCAUUUCAAAAGACCAUCAAACCCAUUCUCUGAUUGAAAUUAAUGAAGCUUCAGAAAAAUGCAAACAAGGUGCCGAAGAACUUGCAGCAGAAUUAAGACAGAGAAUCAAAACCUACAACACUGCCAUUCAAGAAAUAGACAUGUCCCGUAAGACUUUAGACUCUAUGUUUGCUGCAACCAAAGAGAAAAUCUCCAAGAAAGCUGAUGAGGAGAUUGCCAAGGUGGCUACCAGGAUCAAAGAGGAGAAGCAGAAACUGAUGCAAGAAGCAGAACAGAUUUAUAAAGACAGAGUCAAGAUAAUGCAAACUGCACAAGCUACAAACAGCAAAGAGAAGAACAAAGCAGAGCACAAGCAGGAUGAGGUAAAUCAACUCAUGGAUCAACAGAUCAAGAUUACACAUCACAUAGAACAACUCUUACAAGACCUCAAGGAAUACAGAGAGAAGAAACCCACAAAAGUACCUGAUGGGUUGAGUUAUAUGGACUUUAAAGAAGGCCAGAACUCACUAGGGAGACUGGUGCUGAAAGAUGAACAACAAGUAGAAUCAGCAACUUCUGCUCAGGCUAGAAAGCCAACAUUUCAAUCCAUGAAACAAGAUAAAUGGACAUUAAAAACAGAAAUAAAUAAAUACAAGAACAUAAAACAACAGAUGGUGGAGAUUACUGCAUGUGAUGUUGCUGCAAACUCUAAUAGUGAUAUUGUUGUGGUAGAUUGGAAUAAUACCAGCUUGAUUACAAUACCAGCAGAGAGCAACCCUCAAUCCUAUAAUGUCUCACAAGAACUAUCAAUCCAAGGACUUACAGGACCAAGCAUAGUGACUGUGAAUAAGAAUGAUGAGCUCAUUGUUCUAGAUAGAGAAGCAGUCAAGAUCUUCAGCAGGAAUUAUCAGCUCCUCCAUCAGUUCAAUCCAGGCAGUAAACCAUCAUGUAUUGCAGUGGAUGACAACAAUCUGAUAGCAGAAGACAAUAAGUUAGUAUCAGUAACCUACAAUGGUGAAAUGGUGUUCUCAGUAGAUAUCAAUCAGUCUGGGUUGCUUAGUGGUGUGUGUUGUGACAAGGAUGGAAGCAUCUAUGUUGCUGUAUGGAGAGGACCAUCAGGUGGUAUCCAUCAUUACAGUCCUGAUGGCAAGUACAUUGAAUGUAUCAUCAAGGGUUGUGCUGCUCUCUAUGGUCUCACAUUCACACCUGCUGGUGAUCUGGCUGUGCCUACAGACCAUUCAGUUCAAAUCUAUCAGCAUGAGUAA
This is a messenger RNA of Asterias rubens (European starfish), 1638 nucleotides long. Its product is annotated as E3 ubiquitin-protein ligase TRIM31-like. Gene Ontology annotation, cellular component: chromatin; nucleoplasm. The transcript is spliced from 2 exons. Lineage: Eukaryota; Metazoa; Echinodermata; Asteroidea; Forcipulatida; Asteriidae. Gene Ontology annotation, molecular function: zinc ion binding; ubiquitin-protein transferase activity. The coding region runs from base 1 to 1638 and encodes 545 amino acids. The record is from RefSeq and is a predicted model, not a curated record. Gene Ontology annotation, biological process: positive regulation of DNA-templated transcription.